Messenger RNA from Micromonas pusilla CCMP1545, 723 nucleotides. RefSeq lists its product as uncharacterized. Lineage: Eukaryota; Viridiplantae; Chlorophyta; Mamiellophyceae; Mamiellales; Mamiellaceae. Bases 1 to 723 code for a protein of 240 amino acids. Gene Ontology annotation, molecular function: L-phosphoserine phosphatase activity; magnesium ion binding. Gene Ontology annotation, biological process: dephosphorylation; L-serine biosynthetic process. The transcript has a single exon. Gene Ontology annotation, cellular component: chloroplast; cytoplasm. The record is from RefSeq and is a predicted model, not a curated record.
AUGCCGGACCAAAAGGGCGUCGCGAAGAAGAACAACCGCGAACCUAGCGAGGACGUGAUCGCGCUGAUCCGGUCGUCCUCCGCGGUCGCGUUCGACGUCGACUCCACCGUGUGCGUGGACGAGGGCAUCGACGAGCUCGCGGCGUUCCUCGGAAAGGGCGACGAGGUCGCGGCGAUGACGGCCGCCGCGAUGGGCGGCGGCGUCUCCUUCCGCGACGCGCUCGAGGCGCGUCUGCAAGUCAUGCAGCCGACGAGAGCCUCCGUCGACGCGUUCGUGAAGAACAACCCGCCGAAGCUCUCCCCGGGCAUCCCCGAGCUCUUCGCGUCCCUCCGCGGCGCGAACAAAACCGUCUACCUCGUCUCCGGCGGCUUCCGGCAGAUGAUCGCGCCCGUCGCCGCCGCGUUGGACGUGCCUCCCGAGAACGUCUUCGCGAACAACAUCCUGUUCAACGACGACGGGUCGUACGCGAGUUUCGACCCGACGGAGUUCACGAGCAAGGCGGGAGGUAAGGCGGAAGCGGUGAAGCACGUCAAGGCUUCGAAGGGCCACGAGGUGAUGGCCAUGGUGGGAGACGGCGCGACGGAUCUGGAAUCGAGGGCGCCGGGCGGCGCGGACGUGUUCAUCGGGUACGGCGGCGCGCAGGUGAGGAAGGCUGUGGAGGAGGGCGCGGACUGGUUCGUGAAGGACUUCACGAGGUUCAGGGAGGUCGUCGACGACGCGUGA